UUGUAAUGCAAUUUUGACGGCGUUCACUAUUCAGUUCGAUGCGAGAAGCCAUCUUAAGUCUAUAAAUUCAUUUGUUAAUAUUGCAACGCAUAAAAAGUAAAGUUUUUUUUCGUAUACAAAAAUCAAUUUCAAUCCGUUUUGUUUUUUCUUUUGUUCUUCAUUUUAUUUCUAUUUACUUCGAUAUUGUACGUUCACAUUUAUUACGUAUUCUAUCGAAAUAAAAUAUCAGAAAGAAAACACAAAUUCACAAAAAAAAAUUUCAAAUCCCUGAAUACGCACACCAGUACAUUUACAUAGUUUGAACGUGAAAAUAGAGAACAAAAAUCGAAAGGAUAUUUUGUGUCAACGUAUUACAUCCAAGAGUUUGAAUCAUCGUUUUUUUUUGUACUCUCUGUUGAAAGUCAAUUCUAGCUGAUUCCAUCAAUUCAAUCAAAACAAAAUGAGCGCCAAUCAACCAGAAGAAUCGUCAUCAUUUGCAGCACCUGAACCAGUUCCGAAUGCUGUAGAAAUUGAGAAAAUUGAAGAGGAAAAGCUCAAAGCAAAGUAUGCAGUUGGUGGUGGUGCUGGACCAGGCUUAGGACGACCAGGCGGUCAUUCGGCAUUUCUGCAAAAGCGUCUAUUGCAAAAAGGAAAAGGUCAAAAAUACUUUGAUUCGGGUGACUAUCAAAUGGCGAAGCAAAAAGGUGGCGGCACAAAAUCAUUGUUUGCCAAUAAACCAAUCGGUGAAGCGAUCCCAACACCAGAAACAGUUCCUGCAAGAAAAACUUCAAUUAUUCAACAGCCAUGUAACAAAUUUCAAACAUCCAGUUAAAACAAACGAAUAAACUCAAAUUAAAACAACAACAGCAGCAGCAACAACAAUAAUAACAACAACAAAAUUGAAAAUUAACCGAAAAGUUUGAAGAAAAAAAAAAUAUUCGGAGGGAAAUAAAAACGAAAUAAGCAAAUCAAAUAACCGUUAAAAUGUUAAGAUAGAGAGAAGAAACACUUUAAGAAAAAGACAUCAAAUGAAAUGUAAGCGAGUUACUAUCGCGUUUGUAAGACAACAUACUAAUGUGUCAUAAGAAAUAAAUGUGUAUUAUUGUCUAUAAUUACGAUUAAACUACAUUCAUAGCUA
Messenger RNA from Contarinia nasturtii (swede midge), 1117 nucleotides. RefSeq names its product cAMP-regulated phosphoprotein 19 (gene endos). Gene Ontology annotation, cellular component: cytoplasm. The record is from RefSeq and is a predicted model, not a curated record. The coding region runs from base 440 to 811 and encodes 123 amino acids. NCBI's taxonomy places the organism in Eukaryota, Metazoa, Arthropoda, Insecta, Diptera, Cecidomyiidae. The transcript has 2 exons. Gene Ontology annotation, molecular function: protein phosphatase inhibitor activity.